Molecule: messenger RNA, 756 nt
Organism: Aureobasidium namibiae CBS 147.97
Lineage: Eukaryota; Fungi; Ascomycota; Dothideomycetes; Dothideales; Saccotheciaceae
Product: NAD(P)-binding protein
Exons: 1
Source: RefSeq, a predicted model, not a curated record
UCAUCCAAGACCCUUGUUCUCAUCACCGGCGCCAACCAGGGCCUAGGUUACUAUGCCGCACAACAGCUCGCCGCUACCGGCAACCACCACGUGCUGAUUGGUAGCCGUGAUAUUAACAAGGCCAACAAAGCCAUUGAGACCCUCGCCGCCGACUCUUCUGUCAAGGUCUCGGCCUCCGACCUCUCACCUCUCGAGAUUGACGUCAACUCCGACUCGUCCAUCGCCUCAGCAGCCAAGCAAGUCGAAGAGAAGUACGGCAAGCUCGACAUCCUGCUCAACAACGCCGGCAUCGCCCAACAGCAAGAAGCCGCCGCCGACGGUAGCGGACCUAGCCUUCGCGAAAUCUACCGCUCCCACUACGAAACCAAUGUCUUUGGUGUUGCAGUCGUGACAGAAGCCUUCCUACCCCUCCUCCGCAAAGGCAGCACCAAACGCCUUGCCUUCACCUCUUCAGGUCUUGCAUCUUUGGAACUCGCUUCCAAGCCCGACACUCUGUACUCGGCCAACAACUACCCCAUCUAUCGCUCUACCAAGUCUGCAUUGAACAUGAUUAUGUUGGGGUAUGCGCUGCAGUUGGAAGGUGAGGGUUUCGUGGUCUCAGCGGCGGACCCGGGAUAUUGUGCCACUAAUUUGAAUGAUAACUCGGGCUUCAAGGACCCGAGAGAUGGUGCUAAGGAGUUGGUCAAGAGUGUGCUUGGGGAGAAGAAGGAUGUGCAUGCUGUCAUGGUGUCUGAUGAUGGUGUUGUGCCUUGGUAG